AGCUCCUGCUCCGAUCAUGGAUGGUGUCAUCACGACAAUUGAACUGGAUAGGACAGAGGACGAAUUAGGAUUCAGUAUAGUAGGCGGUAACGAUACACCAUUGGUUGGGAUCGUGGUACAAGAAGUCUUCCCAGGGGGGUUGAUAGACACUGAUGGAAGAGUUUUACAAGGUGAUCAAAUAUUAGAGGUCAACGGUGAAGAUUUACGUGAUGUGACUCAUAGUCAGGGGAGGGCAGCACUUAGUAGAAUGUCCUCGGUAGUUAGGUUGACAAUACUCAGGGAAAAGGUAGAAGAUAAAAGUUUACCCUCAGAGCGGGAAGAAGUAACUAAGGUUUCCUUGGCUCGGGUAUAUGGUGUACCUUUGGGCAUCAAAAUAGUUGGAAAAAAAAAUGAACCUGGUGUUUACAUUUUGGAUUUGAUUGAAGAUAGUGUUGCAUUUCGGGAUGGCAGGUUAUGCCCCGAUGACAGGAUAUUAGAAAUCAACCACCAAGAUAUGAGGGAUGGUACUCCAGAAGCAGCAGCACACGCCAUCAAGUCAAGUAAAGAAAAGGUUAAUUUUGUGGUGAGCAGAAUGGUACGACCUACAACCCCUGACCUCAUUAAAUGUAUGGCUCAGGAAUUCUCCACGUUUGGUAUGUCCAAUCAGAAAGCUGGAGUGCCACAGUUGAGAUCCAGAGAGAAGUUUAUCACUAUAAACAAGGAAUCAAGUGAGUCACUGGGUAUCAGUGUGUCUGGUGGCUUGAAUAGCGGUGUAGGCGACAUACCUUUGUACGUCAGCGAUAUACAGCCAAAUGGUGCUGUUGGAAGAGAUGGACAACUCCAACAUGGAGACGUGCUGAUAAGUAUCAAUAGUACGAGUCUUGUCAAGUUGACGCAUGCCGAGGCUGUCGGUGUACUUAAAGCCUGCGCUGGUUUCCAGACCAUCUCAAUGAAAUGCAUAGCAGCCCAGGGACAUGAAUUAAUGGAUGCGAACCGUUCAUUUACUCCUUCAUGGGUCACAUGGUUGACAAUGCCAAGAUACUGUCACGUACCUCUUGAUAUUACUCUUGAGAAAGGAUCAAAUUGUAGUCUUGGCUUCAGCAUUGUUGGUGGUGCUGACUAUUGUCAUGGUUACCCGGCUAUUUUUGUCAAGUCAGUUGUUCCAUAUGGGCCGGCAGAACAAGAUGGCCGCCUAAGGUGCGGUGAUCAGAUAUUAGCGGUGAAUGGGCAAGCGCUUCAAGAUAUGACGCAUGCUGUAACGGUGGCGUUGCUAAAAAGAACUAAAGGGCGGGUCACAUUGACAGUAGUUCAUUGGCCAGGAAGCAUGCACUGA
Messenger RNA from Saccoglossus kowalevskii, 1312 nucleotides. Its product is annotated as ligand of Numb protein X 2-like. The record is from RefSeq and is a predicted model, not a curated record. Gene Ontology annotation, molecular function: zinc ion binding; protein binding. Lineage: Eukaryota; Metazoa; Hemichordata; Enteropneusta; Harrimaniidae.